GGGGAGCAGUUUGUCGAGUCGCGUCUGCUGAUAACCAAUCACGGCAAUCCCCUUCCAUCUGCAUCUUCAUCAUCUCGAAGGCUUCAACAGCAGCAACCGACCCUGUUCCCGCCAUUCGACGCGCACUUGGCUACCACGUCUACCUCCUUACUGGAAGUCAAGAUAUGCGGUCGACGAGUAAGCAAUGCAGUGUUACACGGAGCUGACGCCGCCAACGGCCGUUACACAUUCCACGACGCUGCAGUUCAUCCCCGGGCAGGGCACAAACCUCGUCGUCGCGAAGUCGUCGCUCCUCCAAAUAUUCCGGACGAAAGUUGUCUCGACCGAGCUGGAAACGCCGGAAAACAACCGCCGCAAAACACGCAAUCCGGCGCGCUAUGACAGCCGGUUAGUCAACGAUGACGAGGGCCUCGAAGCAUCUUUUCUAGGCGGUGAUAGCCUUGCCCUACGGACGGAUCGCGCCAACACCACCAAGCUGGUGCUCGUUGCUGAGAUCUCCCUCUCGGGCACGGUGAAUGGUCUUGCCAGGAUAAAGACGCCUGGCGCACGCCACGGAUGUGACUCGCUCCUCAUUGCAUUCAAAGACGCAAGGCUCAGUCUGGUCGAGUGGGACGCAGAACGGCAUGCGCUGUCCACCGUGUCUAUCCACUAUUACGAGCAAGAAGAGCUCCAGGGGAGCCCGUGGGCUGCUCCGCUGAGCCACUAUGUCAACUUCCUGGCAGCAGACCCGGGUAGCAGAUGCGCUGCGCUCAAGUUCGGCGCCCGGAACUUGGCUAUCCUGCCCUUCAGGCAGGCCGACGAGGACAUUGACAUGGGUGGCUGGGAUGAGGAGCUGGACGGCCCGCGGCCGGCGAAAGACCCGUCAAGCGCCGUCGUAAAUGGAGCUAGCAACAUAGAAGACACACCAUAUUCACCGUCAUUUGUCCUCCGACUCUCCCAUCUUGACCCAAGCCUGCUGCAUCCUGUGCACCUCGCCUUUCUGCAUGAAUACCGAGAGCCCACGUUUGGCAUCCUCGCCUCGACCGCCAGCGCGUCGAACUCGCUCGGCCGCAAGGACCACUACACCUACAUGGUCUUCACGCUCGACCUGCAGCAGAAGGCCUCCACCACGAUCCUGUCCGUUGGCGGUCUGCCCCAGGACCUUUUCCGGGUGGUGCCCUUGCCCGCUCCGGUGGGCGGCGCCCUACUCGUGGGAUCGAACGAGCUGAUCCACAUCGACCAGUCGGGCAAGGCCAACGGCGUUGCCGUCAACCCCAUGACGAGACAAUGCACCUCGUUCGGUCUCGUUGAUCAGUCGGACCUCAACCUCCGCCUGGAAGGCUGCGUCAUCGAAGCGUUGACGGCCGAUCUUGGCGAAUUCCUCGUCAUCCUGAACGAUGGCCGCAUGGCCUUGGUCACCUUCCGCAUCGACGGCCGCACAGUGUCUGGUCUGGAGCUGAAGAUGCUCGCGGCGCCGUCUGGAGGCGCCGUCAUCCCAAGCCGCGUCACGACAGUCUCGAGGAUAGGCCGGAAUGCCAUGUUCGCUGGGCUUGAGGAAGGAGACUCGGUGCUAUUCGGGUGGGCCAAAAAGCAGAGCUCGGCGGGGCGGAGAAAACAGCGGACGAGAGAGGCGGACCUGGAGUUGGAGAUGGAGGACGAGGACAUAGCCGAAGAGGAGGAGGAUGAGGACGACUUAUAUGGCGAAGAGUCCUCAGCAGCCCGUCAACAGCCCGCCUCGGCAGCGAGCGGCUUCCUGAGCGGCGAUGUCACUUUCCGCAUCCACGAUCGCCUUCUGAACAUGGCGCCGAUCCAAGCCGUGACCUACAGCCAGCCGGUCUGGCUGCCUGGAAGCGAAGAAGAGCGGAACUCUGCUGGUACCCAUAGCGACCUACAGUUGGUCUGCGCCGUGGGCAGGGAUCAGUCGGCGUCGCUUGCGAUCGUGAACUUGGCGAUCCAACCAAAGGUCAUCGGCCGCUUCGAGUUUCCCGAGGCGAGAGGGUUUUGGACCAUGUGCGCAAAGAAGCCAAUCCCCAAGUCACUCCAAAAUGACAAAGGCGAAAACCUGCUCGGGAGCGACUAUGACACGUCGGGCCGGUAUGACAAGUACAUGAUCGUGGCCAAGGUGGACCUGGACGGUUACGAGAAGUCGGAUGUCUAUGCUCUCACCGCCGCGGGCUUUGAGGGACUCGGCGGCACCGAGUUUGAUCCGGCCGCCGGCAUCACCAUCGAGGCGGGCACUAUGGGCCGAGGCAGCAGAAUCAUCCAGGUCCUCAAGUCGGAAGUUCGCUGCUACGACGGAGACUUUGGCCUCAGUCAGAUUGUUCCCAUGCUUGAUGAAGAGACGGGCGCGGAGCCCAGAGCCAUCAGCGCCAGCAUUGCGGACCCCUUCCUCCUCAUCAUCCGGGACGAUUCUAGCGCGUUUAUCGCCCAGAUCGACAGCAGCAACGAGCUGGAAGAGCUGACCAAGGACGAUCAGACGCUUGCCACCACCAAAUGGCUCACGGGCUGCUUGUAUGCCGACGCUGAUGGCACGUUUGCUGAAGAGCCGGCCGAAAAGGGCAGCCAACCGGUUCAGAGCGUACUGAUGUUCCUCCUGAGCGCCGGCGGCGCCCUUUAUAUCUAUCGUCUUCCCGAGCUGUCAAAACCAGUCUAUGUCGCGGAAGGACUGUCGUAUAUUCCCCCCGGCCUCUCGGCCGACUACGCGGCCAGGAAGGGGACGGCAAAGCAGGUUCUCACGGAGAUCCUGGUUGCCGACCUCGGGGACACGACUCACAAAUCUCCUCAUCUCAUCCUUCGCCACGCAAACGAUGACCUGACGCUCUACCAGCCCUACCGGACCAGGGCGAGCGCGGGAUCCGGAUCCGGAUCGGAAUUCUCCAAGACGCUUUACUUUCAGAAGCUUCCCAACGUGGCUUUCGCCAAGAGUCCUGAGCAAGCAAACGAAGACGAAGCAUCACUGCAGCCUCGCUUGCUCCCCAUGCGCAGGUGCAACAACAUCCAUGGAUACAGCACCGUGUUCAUGCCCGGAGCAUCGCCAGGCUUCGUCAUCAAGUCGUCCAAGUCGAUUCCGCGGGUCGUGCCAUUACAAGGGUCAGGGAUCAUCGCCAUGAGCCCAUUCCACACAGAGGGAUGCGAGCAUGGCUUUAUCUAUGCCGACUCGAAUUAUAUUGCGAGGGUAACCCAGCUGCCGGACGGCUGGAGCUAUGCAGAGACUGGGCUGGCCGUCAGGAAGAUCCCCGUCGGAGAGGACGUGGCCGCCGUGGCAUAUCACGCACCGAUGCAGAGCUAUGUGCUGGGCUGCAACACCCCCGAGCCGUUUGAGCUGCCAAAAGACGAUGAUUACCACAAGGAGUGGGCACGCGAGAACCUCCCGUUCAAGCCCACGGUCGACCGGGGCGUGCUCAAACUCGUGAGCCCCAUCACCUGGACCGUCGUUGACUCGGUGCCCAUGGAAUCGUGCGAGACAAUCCUCUGCGUGGAGACUCUGAAUCUAGAAGUCUCCGAGUUCACGAACGAGCGGAAGCUGCUUGUUGCGGUUGGAACCGCCCUGACCAAAGGCGAGGAUCUACCGACUAGAGGUCGUGUCUAUGUCUACGACAUCGCCGAUGUCAUUCCCGAGCCUGGCCGUCCCGAGACGAGCAAGAAACUGAAGCUCAUCGCGAAGGAGGACAUCCCCCGAGGAGCGGUUACCGCGCUCUCCGAGAUCGGCACACAGGGGCUCAUGCUCGUCGCGCAGGGCCAGAAAUGCAUGGUCAGGGGUCUCAAAGAAGACGGAUCGCUGCUGCCCGUGGCGUUCAUGGAUAUGAACUGCUACGUCACCGCCGCCAAGGAGCUCCCGGGCACCGGGCUGUGCCUGAUGGCCGACGCGUUCAAGGGCGUGUGGUUCACAGGCUACACCGAGGAGCCCUACAAGAUGAUGCUGUUUGGCAAGAGCUCUACCAGGCUGGAGGUGUUGAACGCAGAUUUCCUCCCCGACGGGAAAGAGUUGUUCAUUGUGGCCAGCGACGCCGACGGCCACAUCCACAUAUUACAGUUCGACCCGGAGCACCCUAAAUCCCUCCAAGGCCACCUCCUCCUGCACCGAACAACCUUCAACACGGGCGCCCACCACCCCACAAAAUCCCUCCUCCUCCCCGCCGUCACCCCGGCCGACAGAACCAGAGACAGCAAACAACAAGCGCAAACCCAGUCGAACGGGACCUCCUCCUCCUCCCAGGAACGCGAGCCGGCCACCCAACGCCCGCACGUCCUGCUGCUCGCGUCGCCGACGGGCGUGCUCGCCGCGCUUCGCCCGCUCUCCGAGUCGGCUUACCGCCGGCUGUCGUCGCUCGCCGCGCAGCUGGUCAACUCGCUGCCGCACGCCGCUGGGCUGAACCCCAAGGGCUACCGCAUGACCAACGCGGACUGCCCGCCCGCGGGUGUAGAUGCGGGCAUCGGGAGGAGCAUCGUGGAUGGCGCCGUGCUGGCGAGGUUCGGCGAGCUGGGCAUGGCCAGGCGCGUUGAGCUGGCGGGCCGGGCCGGGUACGCCGGGCUCGAGGAGGUGAGGGCCGAGUUGGAGAGCGUGCUGGGCUGGGCCGGGUUGGAUUAUUUCUGAGAGUCAAAACUUAGUACCUGGGUAAAAAGGGGAGGGGUCUGAAGGUGGAUUGUAGUGGGUUGAGAUAGACUGGGUAAUUCACUAUUUUCGCUAAGAGAUGUCGCUGAAUAAUGUCGGUCGGUACCAGGUAACUUUUCUAUGUAAAGACGGCCUUCCCAUUCCGAGUCUUCGCUACGGAAUACAUAGAGCUGCAGCUGGGGUUGGUCAUCUCUUGCCUUGAAUCAACAAACUGUC
Chaetomium strumarium is the source of this 4807-nucleotide messenger RNA. Its product is annotated as CPSF A subunit region-domain-containing protein. The record is from RefSeq and is a predicted model, not a curated record. NCBI's taxonomy places the organism in Eukaryota, Fungi, Ascomycota, Sordariomycetes, Sordariales, Chaetomiaceae. The transcript has 4 exons. Bases 185 to 4573 code for a protein of 1462 amino acids. Gene Ontology annotation, cellular component: mRNA cleavage and polyadenylation specificity factor complex; nucleus. Gene Ontology annotation, molecular function: protein binding; nucleic acid binding.